UACAAACACCACUUCCCUAUCACAAACAUGAACACAAUCUGCUGUUAAGGCCAUGCAUUACCUGCAGGCCUCCGCUCAGGCCUCUGACCACGAUAUUCCCGACAACAACACUUAAUCGUGAAGAAAAUGGAUCACAUCCAGUCGCUCUCCAACUCCACGCUCACCCGGUCGUCCUUGGACCUUUUGCUCGCGGUUCCCCGACUUGCGCAACGCGCUGGUGAGUUUGCCUUGAUAUAUCUCCCGGAACAGCUCGAUGCUAUCAUCGGCAAAGCGCGGAGUGGCGGAAGUAUGAUUGCGGAUCCGACAGCACCCGAUACUAAUCACUCCGCUAUCAUGACAAGCCUGGGGCAGUUCGUGCAAAAUAGCAUAGCCUCUGCAACCGCCAGUCCAACGACAUCUGGCACCACGUUAGAUACUGCGAGCCCUUUCAGUAUGACCAGUAUUCGUAGCUUCGGCGGGAUCUUCUCCUACUUGAUGUCGAAGUGGGCGUUGGCAACAGUCAUUACAGCCAUUGUUUUGAAUCGAACACAGUUCUACGCUUCCUCUCGUGUCCCGUUGAAUCUUCGGUGGUAUCUACGCCUCUCAUUAUAUCUCAUACCGAUCGCAACCUUUCUAUUUCAAAUUGUUCGGAUUCUACAAGCAUUACGCUGUCAAACAUCGCCCCACUGGCCCUCCAUGCAAUACGGGAAAGAAGGUCAGACUCUUGAGAUCGAUUAUGCGGCCGAGGGAGGAUUUCUGCAUUGGCUCAGCUCAGCUCUGUUGUUCUGGGAAGAUGAAAUGGCGUCGUGUGAUGCAGUGAACAUGCUACCCAAGGGCGGAGAGACGCUUCGGGCUGCGGGCUCCAUGAAGUUAUUGUGGCCGUUGUUCUGUUCCCUUGGUUUGAGCCAGUUCAUCGAGACGCUUGCUUGCUCCCUUCAAGGCCGUACUCCCAUGCCAGAGACUGGCAUGACCAUUUUUGAGCAUUCUCUCGCCUUCGCGGAAGCUGAGGCUACAAUCACCCGACCGUUCAUCAAAUAUGCGGCCAGGGCCGCCAAGGCCGCAUCUUCAGCGUCAAGUCCCCUGGACACCACGAUCAAGACAGUCACACGAUCCGCGUUAUUACAGGCUACCAAUGUUCCAUCCGAAGUCCUGGUAAUUUCACUGAUAUCAAGCCUGAGUCAUCUCAGUAGUAAUGUCUUAGCUGUGGCUGGGCUCCGGACCAAGUUACGCCUUGUGAAUACUGGUAUCUGGGGACUGUCUUACCUGGGUGUCUUCAUGUGGAGCUUUUCCCGGGCUGUGUCUGGAGUUCACCAGUCAACACUUGAUACCGGGAUCUUACGUUUUCCGACCGUUUGCAUUGUUGGGUUCAUUCCGCAUCUAUUAAUAUUUAUAGGAAUGUUUGGAUGUGCUGUAAUCUAUGGUAUGGCGAUGUUGCUUACAGCAAUUGCUCUUCCUCCGGUCGAGGAUGGGCCUGAAGGCUUCAUCGCUCGCGUAUCUGCACGUAUCUCAGCAGCGUACAGCAAUCUCCAAGUUAACGUUUAUCUACGCGCUACACCGGCUAUCCGUAUCAAUUGGAACGAGGACUUUUAUACUGCCUUGCUGAAGAUAGGAUUCACCGUACUUACGGCUGCGAGUGAAGCAGUCUAUUUGAAUGAAGGCACUAAGGUCGCUGUCCAUUCCUCAACGUGGCUAGAAGAGAAGAGAAUAAAAGAGUUCGUGAGGGAACGCAAAGGCUUGCAGCGCAGCAUUGAGUGCAUACCCGUGGAACUUGUUGAAGACUCGAUUGCUGAUGGUGUCGUAUCUUUAAAUGAUGCAACUGGCUCAGUGGGGAUAGGGCAUGUUUCCGGUUACAGCCGUGAGAGAAAAGCACGGGGGCGACAAGGCACGGCCAACAACACAGUGAUCGGGCGAGAGCAUGGUGUAGGUUUUGUCCAACGUCGCUCGAGAUGGGUCUUAGCUUUUCAGUUUCUCACUGGGCUAGUCUGGCUGAUCAUAGGUCUUGCCGCGCGUGCCACACUCUCGACUCUACAAACGCUGAGGUUACCGUAUAGGCCACGCUGGCUGUCGCGAGUGAUAGGACCAGAAAGUAUCAGUCUGAGUACGCUCGCUCCGAAGAGCCAGCAACGACCUACUGGUACACACCCCGACACGCUUCAGUUCUGGGUUGUGCAACCGGAUGGUAGCCUUGGUAUUCCUGAUGAUGACGAAGUCGACGUUGAACUCGAGUCAAGACGGAGAUAUCAUCAGCAACAAAAUGGGGCAGACGUCGAACAGCGACUAGACUCAUAUUUGUACGACUGGUGGAAGACUGGUGGAUGGUGGGGCAAUAUUGAUUCGAGCGGCGACUUUGAAGCCGCCGUUUAUGAUGACGAUGACCUCACUAGCAUUAUUUCGACCACUGAUGCUAGUGAAAUCGACUGGGUCGAAUCUGAACCUGAAGACGGCCGACGCACACCAACUCAAAGUAAUCCCUGUCCUCAAUCCAGAGAUAGUACCCCUAUCUUCGACGAUCUGCUCGACUCAACGCAUCUCGCCACUCUCCUCGACCCUACUACCCCUUUGCAGCAAGAGGAAGCCCGUCUCCUUGCUUCGCACCUCCGCAGCAGCAAACCCCUAACGCGAUUGCAACAUCGCAAAGCUGUAGCGCAGGAGCGCUCGCGCAUUCUCACUUCGUCUGUGGGUUAUUCGACGGCGGAUCGCACACCGGAAGAGGAGGAACGCGCGCUUGAGACAUUCCUGCUGGAGCGGCGUUCCCACUCAGACGCCUCGAAGGCGAGACUCAACGGCGAGAGCGGAUCAUGGGCAGCCGGUGCUGAGGGCAUGGGAUCUGGGGGGCCGCAAUGCGUCGUGUGCCAGGCGAGUCCGAGAACUCGGACCAACCAAGCCAGCUCAAUGGGUAGACCGCGAAAAUAUGACUAUCUGGAUAACUACCAGACCGAAAUUAUCGCCUUGUAUACUGAUAACACCACUGUCUCCCAGCUCAUGGUCUACUUACAAGAGAAGCACGGCAUCACUGUCCCAGACCGUUCAAUCAAACGUCGUCUGAGAGACUGGGGUAUCUACAAGCACAGAAGAAAAGUGCAAACAGACGAGAUCAAGGAUCGAAUCCAAGGGUUUUGGGAUGAGGGACUUCUUGACGAUGACAUGACCAAAAUCCUCAAGGACGAGGGAUAUCCAAUGUCAAAAGGAUCUGUCAGGAGACUCCGUACAGAGAUGGGGUUGAAAAGACGUGACGCGAACGGUGGCCGUGGCCCUUAUAUUGCCCAACCGACACGUGAUGCCAGUUCUUCGAUACCUAUGAAUCAGCCGGCAAAACCAGUCUCAGAAGAGCUAGAAAACACAUCACGACAAGUCAUCACUGAUGAUCUCGCCGAUCGACUCGACCGUCCUCUCCAGACCCCCAUUCCACCCUCAGUACAAGAUCCCGCACGCAGUCCACAAAACUCCACCGAAUCCACUCCAACCGGCAAACGCAAACGCGGCUGUCCCCGCAAAGACCCCAACGAUCACUCACCCAAGAAAGCGAGAUAUACGCCCCGUCAGAAAGGCAAGGCGCCCACCUCAUCCACUUACCACGAUCCAAACGCUCCCGACCCGCCUUUCACUCGGGAGGAAUUCGACCGUAUCAGGGAAGAGAACAUCGAAGUGCGCCAACUCAUGGACGCCCUGCGCGACGAAGCAGACGAUAGCAAAGCCAAAAUGCUCACCAAAGCGCGCGACGAUGCCGCUAAAUACCGCCAGAUCCAGCAACUUGAAGCUGAAAUCACCGCGUUGCGCGUCGAACGCGACCGUCUCUUGCAUAGUGCGGGCGAUGAGCGCGCUUUGGCAAUCCAGACCUCCAAGAACGCGGAGAUAGACCGCCUUAAGGGGGUAAUGGCGGAUACCAGGCGCGCGUUUGAGGGCGCAUGUGUGCGUGUUUUCAGGUACCAAUCCAAUUGCCGGGGGUUUAUAGAAGAUUUGAGGAGGAGAGAUCCGAAUCAGAACGGCGAGGCGACGGAAAGUGAGGUUUUAUGUGAUGAUUUGGAGACUGUCUUUACAGAGCCGGAGCUCAGGUCGAUUAGGGCGCAGAUCUGAGGUGUGAGCAUCCUGUGUUCGUCACAUAAAACGCCACAUCCAGAGCUAAAUUGAUCACAUGAAGCGUGUACAGCGGUGGAAAAACCAAGAUUCGUGGUGGGCUGUAUGCGAAAGCCAUGAUGUAGGAAGCAGCUGUUCCCGUCCGCAGCGACGACCUCUUUGUCUAAGUGGGUUGGGCGAGUGUCAUAACCUCAAGUGUGGCAUAGUCUCGACAGCACUGGUUCAUAGACAUCUUUGCGUCACUAGCGCAGGAAGGAUUUGGAGAGGCUAUCUACGAUUUAUCUAGUCAACUUCAGUCCGAACAAGGC
Messenger RNA from Pseudovirgaria hyperparasitica, 4361 nucleotides. RefSeq lists its product as uncharacterized. The record is from RefSeq and is a predicted model, not a curated record. Gene Ontology annotation, biological process: ubiquitin-dependent protein catabolic process; protein ubiquitination. Gene Ontology annotation, molecular function: ubiquitin protein ligase activity. NCBI's taxonomy places the organism in Eukaryota, Fungi, Ascomycota, Dothideomycetes, Acrospermales, Acrospermaceae. Bases 127 to 4053 code for a protein of 1308 amino acids. The transcript has 3 exons.